This is a messenger RNA of Paraphaeosphaeria sporulosa, 1398 nucleotides long. Its product is annotated as putative phosphatidylserine decarboxylase. NCBI's taxonomy places the organism in Eukaryota, Fungi, Ascomycota, Dothideomycetes, Pleosporales, Didymosphaeriaceae. The transcript has a single exon. Gene Ontology annotation, cellular component: mitochondrion. Gene Ontology annotation, biological process: phosphatidylethanolamine biosynthetic process. Gene Ontology annotation, molecular function: phosphatidylserine decarboxylase activity. Bases 1 to 1398 code for a protein of 465 amino acids. The record is from RefSeq and is a predicted model, not a curated record.
AUGGCGCCCAUCACAUCCCCAUCCGGCCGUGGUCCCCUCGAAACAACCGGCCGCAAUCUAAUGAAUCCUCACCACGACGGCAUCAUCCAGAUGGGCUUCUGGGUCCCUAAUCGCGCAUAUGCAACCGUAAUGCACGUCUACCCUCUCCGCGCCGAGAUCUCCUCCCGCCGGGACGGCAACACGCCACUGACUCUUCACCCCACCGUCCAAGCCUUCAAGACCUGGGUUGAAGCAAAUAGCGUCUACCGCAUGUGGAUCAACUCCAUGAUCGCGCAGGCCAACGACUACGUCCUGACCUGUGGUAUCCAAAACGACAUAGGGAUCCUGAAAGACGGAGAUGGGCUUUGGAUCCCAGGAUUCGACUGGUUCUUCGAGGCGUUGAGCCUGAUUAUCCAGACGUCGCCGUCGUUCAACACGACGGUCCAAGUCGGCACGCCGAUGAAUGCGUUUCUGGCCGUCGGAAUGGGGACGCCCGCCGGCGCCGCACUAUUCCACGACGCAGCGUUCAAUGCGCAGUUCAAGAAGGUGCUUGAUGCGUGGAACACCUUUCUCAAGAGCGAGGCUUCGCUCGACAAACUCGACAUCGCCGACCCGGAGAAACGCGGGUCCUGGAUCUCGAAGAAAGCGUUCGACGCAGGUGUCUGGAACGAAAUGCAGUACGACGCCAGCAAGCCGGGCUACGGCUUCGACUCGUGGAAUUCCUUCUUCAUCCGGCCUUUCGUGCAGGAUGCGCGCCCGUUCCAAGGCGACGCGACACAAGUCGUUAAUCUGGGCUGCGAGUCGACACCCUGGUCCUACGUGGAUAAUGUCAGCGCCGCGGACUCACAAUUUUGGGUCAAGGACGUGGAGUACUCGCUCCCCGAUCUGUUCGGUGGGCGGAAAGACAUCGCGGGUCUCUUUGAGGGUGGACAGGUAUACCAGGGCUUCCUAUCCGCCACGCAUUACCAUCGGUGGAACGCGCCGGUGGAGGGAAAAUUGAUCGAGACGUGGGUGCAGCCUGGGACGUACUUCGCGCAAAGACCGUCACAGGGCGAGGAUACGGGGACCUGGGAGGGUACGGAGAGUCAGCCGUACCUCGGGCACGUAGCUACGCGGGCUAUUUUCUUGUUUGAGCAUGCCACCAUCGGCUUCGUCGCUAUGGUUUGUAUAGGUAUGGUUGAGGUGUCGACAUGUAAGAUUGCGGAGGAGUAUAAUACUGAGGGGAAAAUUUCGCCGAUGAAGAUUGAGAGGGCAGCUGAGAUUGGACACUUUGAGUUUGGGGGGUCGACGCAUGUUAUGGUUUUCCAGCGGGGCAAGGUGAAGCUGGCGGAUUGGGCGGUGAAUGCGAAGAUGCACCAGUCUGAUCCGAAGCCGAUUCCGAUGGGGAGUGUUAUUGCGACGGCGAUAACAGCUCCAUAA